GCAAAUAAUUACGUCACGUCCGACUUCCCCCUCCGCUACUUCCUGCAUGUGCCGACAAUAUGGCAGCGCCCACAGCGAUUCACCUGGAGUUUGGUGGUGGAGCAGAGCUACUAUUUAAUGGUGUGAAGGAACAUCAUGUGACUCUUCCAAGCCAAUCCGAGCCUUGGGACAUGAAGCAGCUGCUGGUCUGGAUCCAACGGAACCUGCUGAAGGAACGGCCCGAGCUCUUUGUCCAUGGAGACUCUGUGAGACCUGGGAUUCUGGUGCUUAUCAAUGAUGCAGACUGGGAGCUAAUGGGGGAGCUGGACUACCAACUACAAGACCAAGACAACAUUGUGUUUAUUUCUACUCUUCAUGGAGGAUAGAAAAUGAAUUAAGGAAUACAAACAUAUCCUUGACAUCUCUGUAACUACCUUUUCACCACAUCCUCUGCACUCUUUCACCCCCCGCCCCCCCACAUCUCAGCAACACGCCACCCCAUUGGACGCUGGGGAUGAACCGUGACAUCUGAGGUGAUUGAUGUCGGACCGCAGGAAUGAGUGGAAAUUCAGAGAUGGUUACCAAGAAAAAUGUGGAAACUGUGAGAGGAAUUCUGUGGACACUUGCCAAAAUAUAAAUACCAACAUUUUUUAAAAUCAAACUGGACAAGUUUAAAGGGCAGUCACAGGAAGCUCUGGUUGUACUGGUCAACUCACAGGUGUGUAAAUACCACAGCUGGCGUGUAAACCUUAAUCUCCCUGCAUCCUCUCCUCCAGCAUGUGAAGCUGUGAAAGACAAAAUGACCUUAUCUUGGGGUCUAAUGACCUUCAGUUCACGAGAAUAUAAAAGAAAAGGUAGCACUUUACUUCAACCCCCCUAAUUAGCAUUUCUAGGCAGUAUAUAAACAUUUAAUAAAUUCAUAACACACUGUAAUGCAGUUGUAAGCAGGUAUGAGUACAUUUUAAGUGUUUAUUCAUGUAUUUGUCAACAAUUAUAACUUCCCCUAUGAAGACAUAUUUUAUAUAAUUCUAACUGCUCAUUCAUUAUUUGUUUAUACACCAGCAACCAGUUAUGGAUGCUUCACAUGUGGGGUUACAGUUGUUGACAAUAAACAAUUCAAAAUAUACAUCUGCUUACUAUAAACAAUGUAUUAAAUGUAAAUAUAGUGCUUAGAAAUGCUAAUUAGGGGGUUCAAAUGAAGUGUUAA
Molecule: messenger RNA, 1186 nt
Organism: Siniperca chuatsi (mandarin fish)
Lineage: Eukaryota; Metazoa; Chordata; Actinopteri; Centrarchiformes; Sinipercidae
Gene: urm1
Product: ubiquitin related modifier 1
Exons: 5
Coding region: 60-365 (101 amino acids)
Biological process (GO): protein urmylation; tRNA thio-modification
Cellular component (GO): cytoplasm; nucleus
Molecular function (GO): protein tag activity
Source: RefSeq, a predicted model, not a curated record